AGAACAAGUUUUAAAAGCCACCCCCGUGUGCUAAACUUCCUCUGUUUUGUGCAGAGCAACUGAGCUGUGCCUAGUCUGGAGCCGGGAACUCCCCAGCGGAAACCUUACACCCUGCAGCUCAAAUCCAGCGCUCUUUGCAGCCUCGCUGGGGAAACCCGAGCCGCCCUGCAAACGUGGCGAUCCAGCCCCCUCCCGCAGGCACACAGCCUCCCCUGCCCAAUAGCAAGCGCUGUAACAUCGGGGGACAGAGCAACCUUGCCUUGCAACCUCUCACGUGACUGGUUGGGGAGGAAGGCUGAGGGGCUUGUGAUCACAAGCCUGCAGUGGGUCAUUUGCAACUUGCAGCUGCAUUCCCAGGGUUGCCUGGGCGAUAGACUCUCAGCAACAGCUGGACCAGAGAAUGGGCUUCCAGGCUGCUUGCUGUUUCGUGCUGCUGCUUUGCACAGGAGGGUCACUCAGCAAACCCACUCUCAGGAAGGAGAGGGUCGUUCAUCCAGACCCUCCGCUCAGCGACCAGCUGCACGAAGAUAACCAAAGCUUCCAGUAUGACCAUGAGGCUUUUCUGGGCAAGGAGGAAGCCAAGACUUUCGAUCAGCUCACCCCAGAAGAAAGCAAAGAGAAGCUAGGGAAAAUUGUUGAUAGAAUAGAUAACAACAAAGACGGCUACGUCACAACAGAGGAACUGAAAAACUGGAUUAAGCGAGUGCAGAAACGCUACAUCUAUGAAAAUGUGGCUAAAGUCUGGAGAGAUUAUGAUGUAAACAAAGAUAACAAAAUAUCCUGGGAAGAAUACAAACAAGCCACGUAUGGUUAUUAUCUAGAAAAUCCAGAAGAAUUUCAAGAUGCGACUGAUCAACACAGUUUUAAAAAAAUGCUGCCCAGGGAUGAAAGGCGAUUCAAAACUGCAGACCUGGAUGGAGACUCAACUGCCACUCGUGAGGAGUUCACUGCCUUUCUUCAUCCGGAGGAGUUUGAGCAUAUGAAAGACAUUGUCGUCUUAGAAACACUGGAGGACAUAGACAAAAACGAGGAUGGUUUUGUGGAUCAAGAUGAGUACAUUGCUGAUAUGUUUUCACAUGAGGAAGGUGGACCUGAACCUGACUGGGUAAUUACUGAACGUGAGCAGUUUUCAGAUUUUCGAGAUAUAAACAAGGAUGGGAAGUUGGAUAAAGAGGAGAUUCAGCACUGGAUUCUCCCACAAGACUAUGAUCACGCACAAGCUGAAGCCAGGCACUUAGUCUAUGAAUCGGACGUAGACAAGGAUCAAAAGUUAACCAAAGAGGAGAUUCUAGAGAACUGGAACAUGUUUGUUGGCAGCCAAGCUACCAAUUAUGGGGAAGAUCUCACAAAAAAUCAUGACGAACUAUGAUAUUUUUUACAAUUCAGUGUGCCACAGACUGUUCAGUUUCUAACCACAUUAAUGACGUCACUGUGGUUUUUUUCCAGCUGAAUAACUUGCACCAAUAUGUUUUUAACAUAGCAGCUUAUUACCUCAGAAACGGGGUAGAAAUAGCCUCUUACUCUGCACCAUUAAAUGCAAGAGCUAGUCACUAUGAUUUUAUUUAAAAAAAAACCCUCACUGUUCUGAAUAGAUUGCAGUAUCACUUUGGGAAUGAAUGUCUAAGACUUAGAUCUUAGGCUCAUGAGAAGUUUUUCAUAUUUUCUUUAAAUGCCGUUGUUUUUCCUGUAGGGAAAUGCAGUUUUGAUCAGGAAGAAACUUAUUGAAUGUUUAAACAGAUUCCAAGUUUAGUGUUUCGUUUUUUUUUAAAAUAGUAACUAAGAAUUUAGAACCAUAUUCUCCCUUUCCCAUGUAAAGGAGAGAUCUUACCUGAUAAGAGCCAUCACCUUUUUUCC
Molecule: messenger RNA, 1854 nt
Organism: Mauremys reevesii (Reeves's turtle)
Lineage: Eukaryota; Metazoa; Chordata; Testudines; Geoemydidae
Gene: RCN1
Product: reticulocalbin 1
Exons: 7
Coding region: 401-1369 (322 amino acids)
Cellular component (GO): endoplasmic reticulum
Molecular function (GO): calcium ion binding
Source: RefSeq, a predicted model, not a curated record